AUGUUGCUCACCGGAACCGUAGAUAUCCAGGUAUUUUGCAGUUGUCUUCGUCCGAACUGGAGUGCACCUGUUGCAAGGGAUUACGCCCAGGCCACAACCGGAAACCAGCGAUGCACGAACUGCUCCAAGAGUCGGAAGUGGAACGACGAACUGAACUGCCGAGGCACCGAGCGCGAACAACCGAGCAGCUCCAGCAGCUAUGGCGGAAUGAGAGCUCCAGCGCUGUCCGAGCGACGAGCAGCCAGCGACGACGGAGCCCAACAACACAUCUGCUCCAGCUUUGCGUGUGUUGCGUGCAUUGUUGCCGUUGCGAGCAGGCACUGUUCUAUCUGCCAAAGCUAUCAGUGCAUUAAAGGGGAUAAAUCAUACGUAGUUCCCAGCAACUCAGGCCGGCAGCUACAUAAGACCUUCGUACCAAAUCCAAAACGAAAACCCAUAUUUCGCUCCGUUUCGAUUCGAACCGAAUUCCAGUCCGCCCAGAUGGAUAUGAACUAUCAGUACAAGAAGGACCACUCGUUCGACAAGCGCCGCAACGAGGGCGACAAGAUCCGGCGCAAGUAUCCGGACCGUGUGCCCGUCAUCGUGGAGAAGGCGCCGAAGACGCGCUACGCGGAGCUGGACAAGAAGAAGUACCUGGUGCCGGCGGACCUGACGGUGGGCCAGUUCUACUUUCUCAUCCGCAAGCGCAUCAAUCUGCGUCCCGACGACGCCCUCUUCUUCUUCGUGAACAAUGUGAUUCCACCGACAUCGGCCACCAUGGGUGCACUGUACCAGGAGCACUUCGACAAGGACUACUUCCUCUACAUUUCCUAUACCGAUGAGAACGUCUAUGGACGUCAGUAGACGCGGGCUUGACCCGCAUAAUCGUUUUGGCGGUCGGUUGAGUUUCAAUUGUCAUUUUUUCCCAUUGGCACUACUCGCUCAAUAAAGAAUGACUGCUCCUAGCCAGCUAACCAGAA
This is a messenger RNA of Drosophila mauritiana, 959 nucleotides long. RefSeq lists its product as uncharacterized. Gene Ontology annotation, cellular component: cytosol; autophagosome membrane; autophagosome. Bases 1 to 843 code for a protein of 280 amino acids. Lineage: Eukaryota; Metazoa; Arthropoda; Insecta; Diptera; Drosophilidae. Gene Ontology annotation, molecular function: GABA receptor binding; ubiquitin protein ligase binding. The record is from RefSeq and is a predicted model, not a curated record. Gene Ontology annotation, biological process: autophagosome assembly; autophagy of mitochondrion; cellular response to nitrogen starvation. The transcript is spliced from 2 exons.